AUGGCGCUCUCCUCUACCCAAAUGAUCCUCCUUUGCGCUAUUGGCAUUGUCCUGCUGGCUAAGCCGGCCCUUGCCUUCGGUGCAGGCAAUAUCGGCUCAACCUCCAAGAUCGAAGGCGAGAACUGGCGUCAUGGAGACCUCGAAGACACCCUGCUAACCAUUGUUGCUUCACGUGCCAUGGGAGGAAAGAAGUUCGGUAAACUCGAUGUCAAGAGAGUCUAUUUCGGGAACUGGCUUCGUGAUUACAGCCAGGCCGUGGAUGUUGGGACGGUCAAAUAUGUCAGCGCUGAAGCCAUUCGAAUCCUUCUCUGGGUCCUUGGUUUUAUGUCCUUCGGCUAUGGUUCAGGUGAAUUUGAAGUUACCACCGAGCGACUAGGAUGCUAUCGACCGGAGGAACACAUCGACAAUCCCAAAGACUAUGCGGACAAUCAGGAUGCUCGACAGUACGAUCGCCGCCUGCGAGGUCCCGUUGAUGAACGUCGUGAGCUGUCCAUCAACCCGCAAACUGGACUGAAGAAUUACAUCGCCUCGGAGGGUAUGGGGAUUGAUACAUCUGCCGGCUUGGUUCGAAAACUCUUCGGCCGCUCCAUUCAGCUAGGUCGCCAAUACUCUCGCAGCAAGGACAAGAAGGACCUCUAUGAAGCACUCCGACUCCUGGGCACCGGAUCGCACUGCUUGGAAGACUACGCAGCACAUUCCAACUACGUCGAACUGGCUCUGAUCGAACUCGGCGAGCGCGAUAUCUUCCCUCAUGUAGGUCGUCGUACUGCCAUCCAGCUUCAGCAGGUGCGACAUGCCGUCUACCCCAUCGUGACCGGCACAUUUGGCGGCGUCGACUUUCUCCAUUCAGUCUGCGGUGAAUUCGAUGACAAAGCAACCCAAUCCGAAAUCGAAGAACUAGAAGGUACCAUGCAACAGUACGAAAACGGCAAUGAGGACAACAGCAUCCUGCAAGACCUCCUCAACAAGGUCCCUUCGGGAGUUUUUGGUGGCAAGGAUGAGGCGGGAAAAGCAGACGAACUAAAACAAAACUCGCUCAACCACAAGAUGCAAAACACCCGCAUCUCACCACGACAACCGGAGGAAUGGACCCAGUACCUCGACGAUGUGCAGAAACAAAUCCUUCCCAUCAUCGAGUGGCAUGAUGAGAUCCUAAAAGGCAUCACCGAGACGAUCGAAAACAUCCCCAUUCUGCCAGACCUCAUCGAACAGCUCCAGGACGAGAUCAAUAAGUUUGUCUUCACUCUGCUUGCACCCUACGUGGUCCCUCUUAUCAACCAGGUCAAGUCGGAGCUCAAUACCGGAUCCAGCGAGAUCAUUAACUCAAGCAAGGAACAACAGCACGUUGUUUUCAACGAUGACAGCUCCUCCGAUCCCACUCACUCGAUGCUUGCCAAGGACCACUUCUCCAAUAUUCUCAACGAACCUGCAGGUAAAGUUGCGAGACAGACCGUGAAGUGGGUGGUUCCGCAGAUCGUUGCUUGCUGGGACGAUGAGAGCAUCGACGUUGAUCGCACUCUAAACCGCAUCAUCAACGGCGUCCUGCACCAUCCUGCCCUACGCGACAACGGUCAAGAUGGAGCCAGUGACGGCAGACAUCUCAUGUUCAGCGUCGUAGAAGAAUGGUGGGGGAGCAAGAGCGAGCGGGAGAAGGAUGGCUUGCGCCGUCAACUCAGCCGCGAAGGCGUGCGGUCCGGCGAGAACCAUAAGCCCGGAGUUGAGGAUCAUGGUCACGGUAGUAAUCGACCUCUCACCAUGGCAAACGUCAAUUACAACAACCAGUCUGGCAAUGGAGGUGAUGCUUUCGGCGCCAUUGGCUCAGCUCUUGGCGGCGGCGGAAAUCAAGCAGGUGGCAGACCUUCCAAUGCCGCUGCAGACAGCAUUGGCAAUAUGGCUGGCGCAGCAGUUGGGGGCGGAGUGCUUGGAUCUCUCGUCGGAGGAUUGGCCAGCGGGCUUGGUGGCAAUCUCCUCGGCGGUGGUCUGGACGAUAACAAGGAGACGUUCAAGCGAGAUUCGUACGCCCGGGACGGUUCAUACACCGAGACCGUGACUCAGGUUGGCGAAUCGCAAUCCGGCGAUCGUUAUGGUCAAGCACAAUACUCGCGCACCACUGGCCCCGGCAGCGGUCCUGCGCACGAGGAAUACAACCGCUUCGAGCAGACCGAGUACGGAGGACGCUUACAGUCUGAAGUCCGCCACCAAGAGCGGACCAGCUCUGGGCAGUACCAUGAGGAGACUCGGUGA
Capronia coronata CBS 617.96 is the source of this 2244-nucleotide messenger RNA. RefSeq lists its product as uncharacterized. Bases 1 to 2244 code for a protein of 747 amino acids. Lineage: Eukaryota; Fungi; Ascomycota; Eurotiomycetes; Chaetothyriales; Herpotrichiellaceae. The transcript has 3 exons. The record is from RefSeq and is a predicted model, not a curated record.